Messenger RNA from Drosophila ananassae, 619 nucleotides. RefSeq lists its product as uncharacterized. The transcript has a single exon. Lineage: Eukaryota; Metazoa; Arthropoda; Insecta; Diptera; Drosophilidae. The record is from RefSeq and is a predicted model, not a curated record. The coding region runs from base 123 to 476 and encodes 117 amino acids.
AGUUUAUUGACAUUUCUCAACCUAGUAAUCUUUUCAUUAAAUAUCAUAUACAUAUUAGAAUGUACAUAAAUUAAACACAUUUUAAAAAUACAAAAAAAAAAUAUAUAUAUUUUAACCGAAAUAUGAGCCGGAAAUUGAACACGCUGGUUGGAAGGACUCCCGUAGUCCGAAAUUUCAUCCGGAGCAUCGGGAUGCAUACGAAGUUCUACGCCGACGUCAGCUCCAGCUGCCAUCCGGAGCAGCGCCGAACCUUGCCGUCAGUGUACCUGAACAAGAUCGAGAUGAUGCCCAUUCUGGAGACGGAGCUGCAUCCCAGCGAGUGGAAGACCCGUCGCCCCAAAAUGGCCACCACGAUUCAGAGGCGCGGGAAAAAGGAUCACUUCGAUGAGCUGUACAAGAAGGAGCAACGUUGCUAUUCGGACAGCUAUCGCUGGUCGGAGUUUCGGCGGAAGUUCAUCUACGGCAGUUACGUUUAGACCCGAGUACGAUGAGGGUAUUUUGAUCUUAAAUAUGUAUUUUCGAGGCAUAGCACUAUGCACUGAAAAUGCAAAUUUCAGAUUAAAAUAGACGAGGCGAGGGUGCAUAAUAAAAUUGAUAGUCAGGUCAACUUUGAAGAGUA